AUGGCAUUGAAACACGAGGUCUUCCAGCGGGCUGUGCUCGAGUCGCACGUGGAACCGGAGCGCGUUCGUUUGCUGAACCAGUGCACUCCGAAUACUGCGACUGGGACGUACGUGUUGUACUGGUGUACGCGGUCGCCGAGGGCGGUUCACAAUGAGGCUCUUGAGGUUGCCAAGUCGCUUGCGCGCCUCGUGCGUCUGCCGCUGGUUUGUUUGAACGUCAUCGAUCUGGAAGAGGCACUGGAAGGGUCUCUUCGACACGUGCUUUUUCAAUUAGAAGGGCUUGUGGACUUUAAGAGGGGGCUCGUGAAGCGCCAUGGUCUCUCCCCAGACGCUAUACAUACGAGGCUGGAUCCCGCUUUGAGCGUGGUUACCCGGCUGGACCCGACGGGAGCCUCUUCCGCAACGAGCAGAACUGGCGAGGAGAGCGUCCCGUACACACCUGAGAGUCCGCCGGCAUCCACAACGAUUGUCGGUGGUCUGAGCGUUCUCGGUGGUGCAGCUCCAGCGCUAGUGGGCGGGCGAGAAGCCCCUGUCACACCACAAAUAUGCAGCUUCGAGGGCUUUGCUUCUCGCGCGUAUGCUAUCGUCACGGAUCGCGGGCACUUGCGCUACCAGCGGGCUCGAGCGGCGCGCGUUGCAGCGCUCGCAGGGCGUCCUCUGUUAGAAGUCGAGACGUCGUUGAUUGUUCCAGUUGAGACUGCUAGUGUUCGCGAGGAAGUGGUCGCGUCAACUUUUCUGGACCGCAUGGGCAGCGGUCUCGGAGAGCGAUACUUGCAUGAGCUGCGCCCGAGCCCGCCCCUGGAACCCGCACCUGCAAACGUCUUAGCAGACCUGCAUACGCUCGGGUACUGGCCGUUCCCUCAGGUUGAUCAGGGCUGGUCUGCGGAGACGUGGCUCUCGUCUGUGAAUCGCACCCACUUGCUGGAGGUACUGCGGUACCACGGCGUCGACUGUGAUGCGCCGAUUAUCAGCGCCUCGGCGUAUCGAGGCGGUGAGACAGCUGCUCGCCGCUUGCUCUCAGUGUUUGUCGCACGCAAACUUUAUGGCUACGCGGUCAAAGCAGAGCACCAAAAUGAGGCGCUUCGGGCGGAGUAUGGCUCCCUGCUUUCUCCUUACCUGACUUUUGGGCACAUUUCUCCUGUCUACGUGGCGAUCAAAGUUCACCGCGCAGCCGCGGAGCGCGAACUCGACGAGCACGGUGGGCGUAUGCGAGCCUGCGACAGCGCCGAACGGGUCGUGGCCUCUCUGGAAAAACACCAUGGCGAGGAUACGGGUGACUCGGGGGAAUCUUUUCCCUCGCAGGCGGGGACGGCAUCGCCUGGGUGCACGAGCGAGGAGGCUUUUCUUUUAGGCAGUGCAUCCUCGAUGUUGAGCAUCGGCUCGUCAGCCAAACGGACCCUGACAACUGCUGAUACCCUGACGCUUCGUGCGGCAGUUGAGAUAGCCUCGCAGCAGCCUGAUGUUCGCAAGUUUAUGGAAAACAUGUAUCGGCGAGAGCUCGCGUACAAUUUCGUGAUGUACAACAAGCGUUACGAUUCGUUCGAUGGCGCGGUGCCGGUCUGGGCACGCCGCUCGCUCUACGACCGAGCGUCGCGGCGCACCAGCCACUACCAGUACUCCGAGACGGACUGGUACAAUGCCCGGACACAUAAUAUGCGCUGGAACGCUGUGCAGCGUGAGUUGUUAACACGAGGUCGCAAUAUCUGCCGUGAUCGCAAUUACUGGUGCCAAAAAAUCCUUGAAUACGAAAAUGAUCCUGCACAUGCGUUUGAGCUGGCGAUUCGCAUUAACAACCACUUGAUGCUGGACGCCAACGAUCCCGUUGGAUACGCGACCUGUGCGCAAUGUUUCGGGCGCUGGCAACAGCCGGUGACCCGCGCAUCUACGUUUCCAGGCAGGGAUCGAGAUCCAGCGCCGGAAGCAGCGUUUGGCGAACAACUUGGCCUCGUACCGGAAUUAUACACAUUGCGAACGGAUGAGCAAUGGAGAGCUGCAGAGACGCUCGCUGAAAUGAUCGACCAGCGGCUUGAAAUCGUUCCCAUACCCGAAAACGACACCGUAGACGCGUAUUAA
Messenger RNA from Cyanidioschyzon merolae strain 10D, 2073 nucleotides. RefSeq names its product similar to DNA photolyase. Lineage: Eukaryota; Rhodophyta; Bangiophyceae; Cyanidiales; Cyanidiaceae. Gene Ontology annotation, biological process: photoreactive repair. Gene Ontology annotation, molecular function: deoxyribodipyrimidine photo-lyase activity. The coding region runs from base 1 to 2073 and encodes 690 amino acids. The record is from RefSeq and is a predicted model, not a curated record. The transcript has a single exon.